Messenger RNA from Brienomyrus brachyistius, 327 nucleotides. Its product is annotated as mitochondrial pyruvate carrier 1-like. The record is from RefSeq and is a predicted model, not a curated record. The transcript is spliced from 2 exons. Gene Ontology annotation, biological process: pyruvate import into mitochondria. Gene Ontology annotation, cellular component: mitochondrial inner membrane. The annotation marks the transcript as partial. Lineage: Eukaryota; Metazoa; Chordata; Actinopteri; Osteoglossiformes; Mormyridae.
UGGGGACCUGUAAUCAAUUGGGGUCUGCCCAUAGUCGCUGUGACGGAUAUGAGGAAGAGCCCUGAAAUAAUCAGUGGUCGAAUGACCUUCGCUCUUACCUGUUACUCACUCAUUUUUAUGAGGUUCUCAUAUCGAGUUCAGCCGAGAAACUGGCUACUCUUCAAUUGUCAUGUCACCAAUGCGACGGCGCAGAUGAUUCAGGGUGGCCGGCCAGCUCAUCCGACACAAGCAGGUCCCCACCAGGCUCCCUCUAGAACAUUUAAAUCUUCACCCCUCAUCUGUUGAUUAAUGCCAUAUUACUGCUCGACAUAGCAUUUGCAGCCGGCA